AAAAAAAAAAAAAAAAAAGUCCCAUUCAUUCUCACCUCCCUCUCUUCUUAAGACCCUUUUGCUCCCUCAUAACAUUUCAAUAUUCACCCAACAUAUUACUUCUCCCACUUUUUCCUCUUCUCUCCUUCUCCUUCUCCUUCUGAUUAAAAUUAUUAUUAUUCCAAAUGGGGUUUGAUGAUCUUUGUAAUACAGGCCUCGACUUAGGUUUAGGGUUCACAGCUUCAGCUGCUUCAACCAAAAAACCCUCAACUAAUUCCACCACCACUUCUGCUACAACUACUUCUUUUGAGCCUUCUUUAACUUUGGGUCUUUCCGGUGACCCUUAUAACUCUAGCAACAACGCCAGAAAGAUUAGUACUAUUAAUAUUGAUGUGAACAAAGGUGGUGGUACUACUUGUCACGAGGAAACUGUUAAUAAUAAUAACAGUAACAAUAAUAUCGAUUUGUAUAGGCAAGCCUCGCCUCACAGUGCGGUUUCUUCCUUCUCCGGCGGUGGUGGUCGGGUUAAGCGUGAAAGAGAUCUCAGUAGCGAAGAGAUUGAGGUUGAGAAAGUCUCUUCUAGAAUUAGUGAUGAAGAUGAUGAUGGUCCUAAUGCCAGAAAAAAGCUUCGUCUCACCAAAGAGCAAUCUGCUCUCUUAGAAGAAAGCUUCAAACAACACAGCACUCUCAACCCUAGGCAAAAGCAAGCUUUAGCCAGACAGCUAAAUCUGAGGCCAAGACAAGUUGAAGUAUGGUUUCAGAAUAGGCGUGCCAGAACAAAGCUGAAGCAAACGGAAGUAGAUUGCGAGUUCUUGAAGAAGUGUUGCGAGACACUGACUGACGAGAAUAGAAGGCUUCAAAAAGAGCUACAAGAACUCAAGGCUCUGAAACUCUCUCAACCCCUGUACAUGCAUAUGCCGGCGGCUACGCUCACCAUGUGUCCCUCCUGCGAAAGGAUCGGUGGUGUCGGCGUCGGCGCCGGCGACGGAGCUUCCAAGAGCCCCUUUUCCAUGGCUUCGAAGCCCCACUUCUAUAAUCCCUUCACCAAUCCUUCGGCUGCUUGCUAGGGUUAAUGCAAAGUGAUAGUACUAUCGUAAUUACGAUCGAUAGUUAAAAAAAAAAAAGUUGAAUUAAAAAAGGCUCCCCAAAAAUUCAAUGACCCCUAUAUAUUUUUUGAUUAAGGGCUUGUAGCGAUCGAGUAAGAGAGUAGUCGUGUAAUUAUAAUUGUAGAAAUGAAGAUAGUAUAAUUACUGAUCAAUUUUUACUUUUUUUUCUUUUCUUUUCUUCUUUUUAAAUAUAUAUGUUUUGUACAUCUUUAAAGAAAAUAUUUUAAUGAAUGGAUCAGUGUUAUUUA
Humulus lupulus (European hop) is the source of this 1333-nucleotide messenger RNA. Its product is annotated as homeobox-leucine zipper protein HAT22-like. The transcript is spliced from 3 exons. The coding region runs from base 165 to 1046 and encodes 293 amino acids. NCBI's taxonomy places the organism in Eukaryota, Viridiplantae, Streptophyta, Magnoliopsida, Rosales, Cannabaceae. The record is from RefSeq and is a predicted model, not a curated record. Gene Ontology annotation, molecular function: DNA-binding transcription factor activity, RNA polymerase II-specific; sequence-specific DNA binding. Gene Ontology annotation, biological process: regulation of DNA-templated transcription.